Molecule: messenger RNA, 1548 nt
Organism: Trichoderma reesei QM6a
Lineage: Eukaryota; Fungi; Ascomycota; Sordariomycetes; Hypocreales; Hypocreaceae
Exons: 2
Coding region: 1-1548 (515 amino acids)
Biological process (GO): regulation of transcription by RNA polymerase II
Molecular function (GO): zinc ion binding; DNA-binding transcription factor activity, RNA polymerase II-specific
Source: RefSeq, a predicted model, not a curated record
AUGCCUCCUAGACGGUCGCACAAAAAGUCGCGCGCGGGGUGUCGGCGCUGCAAAAAUCGCAAGAUAAAGUGUGACGAAGUUCAUCCACGAUGUGGAAAUUGCUCCAAACAUGGCGUCAUGUGUGAUUUCGAGAGUCGCCAAGUGCUCGAUGAGCUGCACACGACCUCCACCCCGACUGUCAAGAGCCCGCAGGCGCCUAUAUCCGCGCCCUCUUCAGUAAGCCCGGUUUCCAAGACCGCGCCAGCACCUCCAACGACAACGACGUCGACGACGACAAAUGCGACGACGGCAGCGUCACUGACGACAGCCAUGCCCUCGUACGAUGAUCGCCGGAUAUCGCCGCUGCGACUUUCUCCCCCGUCCACCGUUUCGACACCGUCGCUCACGCUGCCGUCGGUCCCUAUCAUCACGUCCAUGACCAGGCAAGGAGAUAGGCUUCUGGAGUUCCAACUGUGGCACCAGUACAUCACCAGCACCUCCAAGACUUUGGUCAUGAAUUCUCCCGCCAGUACAGACAUCUGGCAGAAGGACGUCCCGCGCUUCGCCCUCGAGGGUCGGACGUACUUGAUCGAUGCCGUCCUGUCCGUGGCUGCUCUGCAUCUGCGCUUCAAGAAUCCCGAUGACAAGGUCAUGAUCGAGGCCUCGCAUGCCUAUUCGGCGUCUACCUUGGCGGAAUACUGCCGCUCAUUGAACAAGGGCAUCACAGCAGAGAAUGCAGAUGCCCUGUUCCUCACCUCCUGCCUCAUCGCCUUCCAGGCGACGGCCUCUCGCCUGUUUGUCAAGGAGGACGGCGAUCCCUCGGAUCCAGGCGAGCCGCAUCGCCGAUAUGCGCUGCCCCUCUCCUGGUUCCACGCUUUCCAAGGCGUCAAGACCAUUGUGGCCACCUCCUGGCAGUGGAUUCGUAAUAGCGCCACUGUCAAGGUCGUCAUUGACUCCCAGCCAGGCUUCAUGGAUCUGAACCCCCUCGGACCCGAUUCCUUUUUUGGCCAUCUUCUUGAUGACUUGGACGAGGAACUGGAACAAGAGGACGAGGCUCACAGGGCGGCCACCAACCAGGGUUACUUCCAUGCCGUCUGCGUCCUUAAUUGGGCUCACAAGAAUCACUACGCUCCUUCUGCGCUGGCCCUUCCAUCAACGGUGUCGCGUCGUUAUGUUGAGCUUGUCGAAGCCAAGAGACCUCGUGCGCUAGCCAUUCUGGCCUGCUUCUUCGCGUUGCUAAAGCGUAUGGACAAUGUGUGGUGGUUGGAUGACGUUGCCCGGCGAGAGGUCAUGGGCCUCGUGAGCCUGUUUGAGACUGGUUCGAAAUGGUGGAGGCACCUUGAGUGGCCCAUCCGGAUUGCGCUUUGGGACGGAGAAGCGGAUGCUAUUCCGGCCGAGAUCUGGGGCGUGGAGCGCAAGGAGAACCCAAGCAUGCCGUCUGCCGAGACGAUACUCAACCACAUUGACCUGAUGGCCAAGAUGAUGGACAGCACCCAAGGUCCUCAGUCAAUAGAGUCGAUACCCGUGGUGGGCGAUUUGGGCGGCUUGGUUCCUCCGCCCCUCGACUGA